Molecule: messenger RNA, 462 nt
Organism: Cuscuta europaea
Lineage: Eukaryota; Viridiplantae; Streptophyta; Magnoliopsida; Solanales; Convolvulaceae
Source: the annotation of a GenBank genome assembly
UAAUAAUCUCCAAACCCCCAUACGGACCACGGAGUCUCCAACAACAAUCUUCUCUCCAUCAGUUCAUCUUCUCUCAAAAAUCUAUUCAGUUGGUCUCUUCAAUUCCUCCUAAUUAUCGACUAUUGGAGUUCGUUCACAUGAUCAAGAAAAGUGUCCCAAUUAAGGCAUGCAUCUUGAAGUUCUUGAACAGACCAUUGUUGGAGACUCCUUUGAACAUUGUGUCCCUUCUCUUCCUGUGCAAGAGGCCGUUGAUAAGUUUUGUCGGAUUUGCUUCACAACUAAGAACUAAGAAACAUCCAAACGAUGAUGACCCUUCUUAUGCACCAUAUGUCUUUUCUCCAACUGUACUAGAGUUGCUGAGAAGUUUUGUUCCAUUUACUGGAAUACUCCUCUGCCUAAAUGAGGGAAGCUAUGAAACAUCCUUUAAUCAAUUUGCUUUAUGUUUUGGGUGAUACCCUCUAU